AUGUCUAGAACAUUCCUUCUAAGAAUAGCCACUGAAGAGUCUAUAAAGACGAAAGGGCUGGUUGAGCCAUACACCCCUCGAUCUGUCCGCCCGUCAGCGUACAAAUUUGGCGUUGAUGACUUCGAAGCAUACCGAUUGCAAUGCGAGAACAUCAUCAAACACCAACAACACGGUCGGGCUGCCUUGCUGAGGGGUGGAUUGGUGGGUAGGAUAGCCAGUGAGUUUCUGAGCGUCGACGAUGGGCUGGCUGGCCCCUCUAAGGAAAUCAUUCAGAACCGGCAGGGGUUCAUCGUGCCAGCUGGCGACACGACUUGGUGUUAUUGCGACGACCAGCUCACGGAGAACGAGCUGUCCAUUAUAUGCGGCACCUACACGCUGUACACAGCUACUAAAGGUCAAAUAACUGUAAAAUCGUGGUUCCCUCCCCCGAACCUGUGGCAGGUGCCCUCCAGCAUGAACGGAUCACAAUGGGUGGAAUGGACGCCUGCCAACGAGGCAUGGUACCGUGAACGCGUAGAAGACAUCCGCACUCGGCAGGCCCAGCCAUUAACAAGAGUGCAAUGGAAAUCAAUAUUGCGCGGCACUCCUCCCAGUAGGAAGCUUCUGGCGGCAGCGUCUCAACGAGCUCAGGCCUUUGUCAACGGGCACGUACCGGUGGUGCCAACUUAUCGUGUUCGCCCAGGCCUGUAG
Psilocybe cubensis is the source of this 690-nucleotide messenger RNA. RefSeq lists its product as uncharacterized. The transcript is spliced from 3 exons. The record is from RefSeq and is a predicted model, not a curated record. Bases 1 to 690 code for a protein of 229 amino acids. NCBI's taxonomy places the organism in Eukaryota, Fungi, Basidiomycota, Agaricomycetes, Agaricales, Agrocybaceae.